Messenger RNA from Caenorhabditis auriculariae, 3699 nucleotides. NCBI's taxonomy places the organism in Eukaryota, Metazoa, Nematoda, Chromadorea, Rhabditida, Rhabditidae. The record is from the annotation of a GenBank genome assembly.
AUGGAAGUUGACGAGGAAAAGCCGACGUGUCAGACGGUUCCAGGCCUUCCGCAGAAGAAAUUUUAUAGGUUUUUUUUAAAAAUUUUUUUAAAUCAACAAUUUUCUUCAGGCAGCGAGCUCAUUCCAAUCCUCAUUCGGAUCAUGAUAUCGAGUAUCCCGUCUCUCCUGAUAAGUUAGUGAAUUUUCUCUUCGGUGUAUUAAAAAAAUAGGUUUUCUGAUCUUUGAGGGAAAGGAAAAAAAGGAUUAAAAAUUGUUCAAAAAGUCGACUAAAAAUUUGGUUUUAUUUUUUUAUUUUUUUCGGUUUUUAGAAAAAUAUAUUGAUUUUCGAUUAACUAAAGUCUUGCGCCUAGAUGUAGUUGCUGUAAUUUUUAUUUCUUAGAAUUGUUGAAAACAGAAAAAUCUUGCAACACGGACAAAGUCCAGAAGGACCUAAAAAGAACCUUUGGAAAAAAAGGGGUCAAGGAUGUCUUUUUUCUCGACCUUUUUUUUAAAAAGGACCUCUUAAAGAGAAAAAAAAGAAGGAGCAGAAAAAAGGGGAACAUGGUUCGCAAGAAACUUUUGAUAUUUUUAACUAAAAAAGAAAAUACUAAAGUUCCUUUUUGAGAUAUUUUUGAGGUCGUUUAGACUUGGCCUUGAUUUUUCUAAACUGGAAACUUCUGAUUUUAUCAAAAUUUUCUUCCUCUUUCAUUUUUUUUUCUCAUGAAGCCGUUCUGUCCACUUCUUCCUUUUUUCUUAUAUUUUUACGAAUUUAGAAUGGAUUGGAGCCAACUUUUUGGCGACUAUUCCGAAGGCCGACGCGUCGAGUUUGCCGACGUCGGAUGUGGUUAUGGAGGCCUUCUGAUGCGUCUUUCGCCCCGAUUUCCGGAGAUUCUGAUGGUUGGCAUGGAGAUCCGCGUCAAGGUGGGCGGUUUCAUCCAGUAAAAUCCUUUUUGAGGCAGAUAAAUCGCUCAAAAAUAUUUUGACACGAGAAUGGGAACUAGGAAAGGGGGGACCACAACGAAUUCUCUGAGAAUUUCUUUAUAAUUUGCAAAUCUGAACCGAAUUUUUAAGUUUUAGGGUGGAAAAAAACUCCAAACUUGAACAUUUUUCUUCUUUUCUGAGCGCAAUGAGUUGAGUGAUGGAAUGUCAAAAAAGCGCAGAAAAUAGUUCAAAAACGGUUUUUCUACACGAGAAAAAUUGAAGAAAAACAGAUUUUUUGCCCAGUUUUCAUAAUUUUGAGGGAGAUUACUUUAGUUUGAAGUUUGAAAUCUUUUUUUUUUCGUUUUUUUUCUCUAGCUGAAAAAAAGAUCCCUCAUAUGACCACCUAGCGCGUAUUUCUAUUCGGAACAUAGGAUUUUUUGAAAAUUUGUGUUUAUCACAUAAUCCCACCUGAACCCAAUAUUUUGUUACUUUGAAAAAUAAUAUCUUUAUAAGCGACCGUGGAAAUCCUUCAUCUGAAAUAUUUAAGGGUUUUUGAUCUAGAUUACUAAAAGUUUUCAAAGUUAGUACUAAUAGGGCCUUCUUGAUCGUACUAUUUUCAUUGAGGAAGAAUGCUGUAAAAUGUUUUUUUACGAUAAUGAUUUUUUUUAAAAUGCUGAAUCAAUCAAUAAAUUCUUUUUAAGGUCGCCGAUUUUGUGCAAGAGAAAACGAACGCCUUGCGGAAGCACCACGAGGCGACGGGCGGCUUUCGAAAUAUCGCCUGCCUGAGAACAAACGCCAUGAAAUACAUGCCCAACUACUUUGAGAAGCACCAACUCUCCAAAAUCUUUUUCCUCUUCCCGGAUCCCCACUUCAAGAACAAGAAACACAAGUGGAGGAUCAUCACGCCGACGCUCCUCGCCGAAUACGCCUACGUUCUCAGGCCUGGAGGUAUCCAUAUUGGGAAAAAAGAAAGAUUUUAUGAAAAAAAAGGUCCCCUGUUUCAUUAUCGCAAAAUUAUGUCAAGUUUUCCCGAAAUUCGAAACUUCAAAAUAUUUGAGCAUUUUUUUGGAAAAAAAAAACUGCUUUGAAGUACGUAGAGCUGCCUUAUUUUGAAGAUUUUCAGUAGCAGAUACCCUUAUUUAAAUGGAAAAUUCACGAAAAUACGUGGAUACAUAUUCUUUGACAAUAUAUAGAAAAAGUAAUAUUUUAUAAGCGACUUGAACUUCAAGUUGAAAAGUAGUUUCGAUGAUCGGAUUUUUUUCAUAGCUGAGAAGAGAGAAAUAUUUUCAUUCAUCUAGAGUUUAAAUAAAUUUGAAGUUUUCUUGAUUUGAAAACUAUUGGAAAUCUAGUUUUCACGGAAUAAUUAUUUUAUCGUUAGAAAGGAAAAGGAAAGGAACGAUUUUUUGAACAAGUCCAUACUUGAGAAAGUUGAGGAGCGUUUGAAAUUUAGAGGCUAAGCGUUUCUAAAACGGAAGCUUUCUUGUAUGCUAGUGCUCUUUAGCUUUGAACAAUUGAUCCCAGAAGAUAGAUUCGUUUGAACAAAGUGGACGUUAUGACGAUCUCUGUCGCUUUCAUCAACUGUUCUAGGCGUUUGAUAUCAUCUUUUGAUGGUCUCUUAUCAUUUCACGCUGUAAUUGCCCUCCCAUCAAGGUCGAUUCUCGCGUGGGAAAAACCGCGUGGUUUUCCCUUUUUUCUACAGUUUUAGAUUCAAUCCUCCAUCAAAAAAAUAUGUAUUUUUUUAGUCUUCUCUAAACUUUUUUUAAUUAGUGGGAUAAUUUAUAAACUUUUUUUGAAAGUGUCUAACUUGUUCCGAAAGUUCCUGAUUUCCUUAUUAGAAAGUAAUGUUUUGCAGUUUUUGUCAAUGAUUUCAUAUAAAGAAAUUUUUUUUCUUUAAAUUAUUGUUUCGAAAACUUUUCCUCUUUUCCUUCUUCACCUCUUUACUAUGAAUCUCGUGAAAUUUAAUCAUUUUUACUGGCGAGUUCAUAUUUUUAGCGUGAAACCGGGCAAACUUAGGCAUCGAUACGUUUCAAAUAUUAUAUUUAUUUUGCUGAACCUCUUUUCAAUGGUUUUUCCAUUUUUCCUGCGCGAUUCGUUCUGAAUUUUUUCCUCCCAAGUCUCCUACCCAAGGGAUUUUUUCAGUACAACACUGGAAAUUAUUGAAUGAAGCCGUUUCGGGUAUUAUGGCGGCUUAAAAUGAACCUCUCUUUCUUGGGCAAAGAUUUUUUCUUGAGAAACAUAUAUAUUGAAGUUUGAGACAGAUAAUAUUAUUUAAAACGUGAAAUUUACCAUAAAAUCGCCGAAAGGGGCAGAAUAGCUCUUUUUAGUUAUAUAUUUUCACAAACUGGAAGAUUUAUAUACAGUUAUGUCUGUAGAAAAGGAGAAUAGGAAAGGUUAAAAUGGAAAAAAAGUCCUAUAAGUAGACGGUAGACAAUCAUAAAGCUGCAAUAACCAAAAAAAUUGUGGUUUUUUGUUUCAUUUUUGGUUCUAAGGUUUAACUUUGUCAUUAUCUCUGUGAGCUUGAUUUCAGUUUUUAUUGAAUCUAUCGAUCGAUUUCUAUUUUAUUCAUGAUUUUCAGGCCUAAUCUACACGAUAACGGACGUGAAAGAUCUGCAUGACUGGAUGGUGAAGCAUCUGAGCGAACAUCCGCUUUUCGAAAGGCUCACUGACGAAGAAUUGGCCGCCGAUCCAGUGGUGGAGAUGCUCUACGAGAGCACAGAGGAGGGCCAAAAAGUCACCAGGAAUUCCGGCGACAAGUUCCCCGCCGUCUUCAGAAGACGUCCUGAUCCGGAUUGGGUCUAG